This is a messenger RNA of Nakaseomyces glabratus, 693 nucleotides long. RefSeq names its product Dat1p (gene DAT1). Lineage: Eukaryota; Fungi; Ascomycota; Saccharomycetes; Saccharomycetales; Saccharomycetaceae. The record is from RefSeq and is a predicted model, not a curated record.
AUGGCAAAAACGCUGGCGCAAGGCAGAAAACCUGGGAGUGGAAGAAAGCCAGGUAAGGGUAAGACGUUGAGAGAAGGCAGAAAACCUGGAAGCGGCAGAAGGCGGAGAGAUCCUAUUGCAAACAAUAUAACCAAUACAACCAAUACAACCAAUACAACGGAGGUGAAUCCAAAUCACACCCUAGUGAACAAUACAAAUGGCAUAAUAGGCAAUAACACACAACAGUUCUUGUCUUUAGUGACAGAGAAUGUUCCCGAGCCACUCAAUACACAGCCCGCAUAUGGGCACCCUCAACAUGAUCUCCAGCAACUGCAACGAAUACCUUCCGUGAGAGUCAUGGAUGCAGUGGAUGCUUUAAGAGGGCUAACCAAGACACAGCCAGGGAACCACAGACAGAUAGUCCAACAUGUGCCGACAUUAACACCAUACAUGGAUAUCAUGUCUCAGAGUCCUAUGCUCCCACGAAAGAUAACAACGGAUAUGUCACAACCUCUAGGCCAUGCUCCAAGUUCCAGACAUUUUGCAGGUCAGAAUAUUACAACGAACAAUCCGUUAAGCUCACAAGCCCCAGCUCAAGGCCAAUUGAAAGUCGAAAUGCACGUAGAUAUCCCUGGCAAUGACAUACCAGCCAUCUCAGGUGGCAGAAACAUAUAUUCAGUUCCUCAUACAACCCAAAAUAGUGUACCGAACUGA